Molecule: messenger RNA, 1624 nt
Organism: Dibothriocephalus latus
Lineage: Eukaryota; Metazoa; Platyhelminthes; Cestoda; Diphyllobothriidea; Diphyllobothriidae
Source: the annotation of a GenBank genome assembly
CCCACAGACACCCGAACCCUCUCCUCAUGAAAUUACCGCCGUGAAAGCUUAUAAACAACUUGCCGGAGGUGCCGAAGUUGAUACGGAUGUGAUUGUGGAUUUGAUUUUGGAUAAGAUACGUGAAAUUCCCAGUGGAGUCGGUUGGUUUCUUGAUGGCUUCCCUUCCACCGUGGAGCAUGCCCGAGUUUUGGAACAGAAGCUGAACGCACUCUUGCACAAACCAGGCGAGGUUUCCUUCCCGACCAGUCCUCGCAUCUCGGGUUCUCUGCCCUUGCCUGAGCAGAUACCCAAGUUCCAGGGGCUUGACUUCAUAAUUGUCCUACAGGAAAACGAUUCAGACCUGAUUGAGCGCUUCCUAGAUAUCAUCAAGGGCAGCAAUUUAAGCUCGAAAUCAGAAUCCCUGGGAAAAGACCACGAAGAAGGAGGAGAGACUAGCAAAGUAACCAGUGAUGUGCCGCACAUGGAUCUGAACUUGAGUAGUCUUCACGCGAAGAUAGUAAACUUUGAAGAACAACUGCCACGCAUCGAGUCAUUCUAUCGAAAGCAUUCAGAAUGUUGCGCAUUCCACCAUCUCUCCACUCCAGAGGGUCAGCUUCAACCAGAACUCUCGAAAAGAGAACAAGAGCUCUGCUUGACUCUUUCCAAUGGAAAAGACCUACCGGCCGGCUGUGCGGCCGCGUACGUUGCAGUGUAUCACUUGCUUGAAGAUCAUCUUAAGAAUAAUAUGGAAGCUUCGGUCAUAGAGGAGGUCUCAGAAGAUGCAGCAAAGAGUGAUUUAUCUGUACAAGACCAGCCCAAUUCUCGUAUGAAGCAGGCCGUCAAUCCAGUGGAUGAAGAAAACAAAAACGCCCUAAAUGCAGCAGACAAAGAAGCCGUUACCGAUGCUCCUCCUCUCCCGGAACCACCUGCUGAUGAUCUGCAGAAACCGGAGGAUGCUAAGGAUCAUUCUCAGCCGCCACCCAUACCCACAAUUCCUGUAGCCAAUGCGGAGGCCUCGGGCGCAUUGUCUACUGGCGCAUCCAAUCUUAGCGAGGCUGACUGCGCCUAUGUUGGUGUCAACCCAAGCAAGGAGGUUGCUAGUAUACUGUCGAAUCUUUGGAUCCAAUCUGAGACCGUUUACAACGAAAAUAUUCGACUCAUCUGCCGCCUUCUUCGUCAACAACGCGAGACCAUCAUCCGACAUGUGUAUGAUUGUCGAAACGACCUGGCCGUCUUUGUCAGGCGGCCCGAUGAUAUGCAGGCUUUGGUGACUGAAUUUCAAAUGGUACGGCUUUCUUUUUGCACUUGUUACUAUACCGGCGUAAACUUACUUUCGCAACAAGGAUGUUCACAUUCAACAGUUUUGAAAAAUGCACAUGUUUUGAGAAUGGCAAAGGUUGUGGCGUCUAAGCAGUCUUUGUGCUUAGACCACCGCAGUCAUCCGGCAAAAUCUCGGUCUGCAGAAAAACAUAGAAGGCACCUAUGGAGGAAAGGAGAACCCUGCAUCGCUAUGCAAUUCAGUGCUAGCGUUGACUGCGUCCACUCAAGACUGGACGAGAGAGGGGAAGAGGCGGCAGCUGCUUCAAUAUGUUUAUGGAGCAAGUUCAUGUGUUGUCCACUUAGUUGCAGCGGGUGCCGCCUUUAA